This is a messenger RNA of Linum tenue, 573 nucleotides long. NCBI's taxonomy places the organism in Eukaryota, Viridiplantae, Streptophyta, Magnoliopsida, Malpighiales, Linaceae. The record is from the annotation of a GenBank genome assembly.
AUGCUCUCUGCUCUUCCGACGACCUGUGACCCGCCGAAGGCCGACAUGGCUAUUUCGGGGAGGCCGCCGGACCCCUCUCUUACGCUUCCCACGAUCACGACACCAACUGCACAUAGCGCACCAAGCUCACCUCCGUUGAAUUACAGGUUGGCGCUGACGGGAUCCCCGGCUCCAUCCCCGGCCAAGGCCCAACAGUGGACAUUCAUCGGAGAGCACGAUUUGGAAGUCGGACUCUACAAUGGAGAACCUGAGCUAAAGAUCUCUUCCCAGCUCAAAGAACGUCUCUGCUUACCUUGGAAGCGAACUUUGGUUGCGCGGCUUCUGGGGAAAUCAGUUUCUUACCAAUACAUAUGCUCGCAGCUCCGUUGGAAAUGGAAACCAGCUGGGAGUAUGGAGAUCCUCGACCUAAAUAACUCAACUUUCCUGGUCAACUUCAGCAAUGAGAAGGAUUAUCUUAAUGCCCUCACUGGCGGUCCUUGGGUGAUCCUUGAUCAUUAUUUGAUCGUCCAUCAAUGGUCGCACACUUUCCGAACAUCGGACAAACCUCAUCGAUCGGUGGUAGCAUGGGUUUAG